AUGAUGCCUGGCCUGCGUCUGCAAGGCUGCCGCUCCCUGCACUUGAACGAGGACAACGGCCGCUUCGUGCUGCUCGCCCUCCUCAUCAUCUUCUACCUGCUGUGCGGCGCUGCGGUCUUCUCGGCCAUCGAGAGGCCCUCCGAGCUGCGGGCCCACGGCCGCUGGAACGGGACGCUCCGCAACUUCAGCGACACCUUCAAUAUCAGCCUAGGAGAGCUCAACUCUUUCCUGCGGGAGUACGAGGCUGCCAUCGCCGCUGGGAUCCGAGCUGAUGCUCUUAGACCACGAUGGGAUUUUACAGGGGCUUUUUACUUUGUUGGAACUGUGGUGUCAACGAUAGGUUUUGGGAUGACAACGCCCGUGACGAUCGCAGGCAAAGUGUUCUUGAUUUUCUACGGGCUCCUGGGCUGUGCUGCUACCAUCCUCUUCUUUAAUCUGUUUCUGGAGCGCAUAAUCACACUGCUGGCCGUUGUCAUGAAGGCUGUGAGGGAGAGACGGAUCAGAAACAGCGGUCUUCUCCCACCGGGGGUUCACCGGGACUUCUCCGCUUUUUGUCUCCCCGGAUGGAAACCCUCCGUUUACCACGUGAUGUUGAUUCUAGGCUUAUCAGCUAUCACCAUCUCUUGCUGCGCUUCGGCUAUGUACACUCCCGUGGAGGGCUGGGCCUACUUAGAUUCACUGUACUUCUGCUUCGUCACCUUCAGUACCAUCGGCUUCGGGGACUUUGUUAGCAGCCAAACUGCAACUUACGAAUACCAAGGCCUUUACCGGGUGGCGAACUUCCUCUUCAUGUUAACAGGGGUGUGCUGCAUCUAUUCGCUCUUCAACGUCAUCUCCAUUGUAAUCAAGCAAGUGCUCAACUGGAUGCUGGCGAAGAUGAGCUGCUUGUUUUGCCAGCGUUGCAAUAAGGCCAGCACCUUCCUGGGCAGACGAAAUGCCAUCCGGCCAGGUUCUAAGGGUCGCCACCCGCAAUACCAGGAUGGACCGUGUGACAGUGACACUGAGGGUCGUAGACUUUCCGGGGAGAUGAUUUCUAUGAAAGACCUGGCAGCAUCCAACAAGGUUUCAUUGGCCAUCAUGCAGAAGCAGCUUUCUGAAUCGGCUAAUGGUUAUCCCAGGACGGUUUGUGGUAGCUCACGCCAUAACGGUUUUUCUGGGGGUGUAGGUGCCUUGGGCAUUAUGAACAACAGACUGGCAGAGACCAGUAACUCCAGGUAG
Syngnathoides biaculeatus (alligator pipefish) is the source of this 1218-nucleotide messenger RNA. RefSeq names its product potassium channel, subfamily K, member 12 (gene kcnk12). Gene Ontology annotation, cellular component: membrane. Gene Ontology annotation, biological process: stabilization of membrane potential; potassium ion transmembrane transport. The record is from RefSeq and is a predicted model, not a curated record. Bases 1 to 1218 code for a protein of 405 amino acids. NCBI's taxonomy places the organism in Eukaryota, Metazoa, Chordata, Actinopteri, Syngnathiformes, Syngnathidae. The transcript is spliced from 2 exons. Gene Ontology annotation, molecular function: potassium ion leak channel activity.